This is a messenger RNA of Protopterus annectens (West African lungfish), 1408 nucleotides long. RefSeq names its product ribosomal protein L3 (gene RPL3). Gene Ontology annotation, molecular function: RNA binding; structural constituent of ribosome. Bases 128 to 1339 code for a protein of 403 amino acids. The transcript has 10 exons. The record is from RefSeq and is a predicted model, not a curated record. Gene Ontology annotation, biological process: ribosomal large subunit assembly; translation. Gene Ontology annotation, cellular component: ribosome; cytosolic large ribosomal subunit. Lineage: Eukaryota; Metazoa; Chordata; Ceratodontiformes; Protopteridae.
GUGUCAUACCUCAAUGCCUGUUCUGUUAGAGGAGCAAGUCAUCGGGCUGCGGUAAUAUAAUUGCGUCACCGAGGGUAUAAAUACAGUGUACAGGAAGGCUUAUCUUUCUUUCCUACUGACGAGCAAAAUGUCCCAUAGGAAAUUUUCUGCUCCAAGGCAUGGCUCUCUGGGAUUUCUACCACGCAAGCGCAGUUGCAGACACAGGGGAAAGGUUAAGAGUUUUCCCAAGGAUGACCCCAGCAAGCCUAUUCACCUGACUGCUUUUCUUGGAUACAAGGCAGGCAUGACCCACAUUGUCCGUGAGGUUGACAGGCCUGGUUCAAAGGUGAAUAAAAAGGAAGUCGUGGAAGCAGUUACCAUUGUGGAGACUCCUCCCAUGGUUAUUGUUGGAAUUGUAGGUUAUGUCAUGACUCCACGCGGUCUCCGAAGUUUCAAGACUAUUUUUUCAGAACACAUCAGCGAUGAGUGCAAGCGUCGUUUCUACAAAAACUGGUACAAAUCCAAGAAGAAGGCCUUCACCAAAUAUUGCAAGAAAUGGCAGGAUGAGGAGGGCAAGAAGCAACUGGAGAAGGACUUUGCUUCCAUGAAAAAAUACUGCCAAGUGAUCAGAGUCAUUGCGCACACUCAGAUGCGUUUGCUGCCAUUGCGCCAGAAGUCUGCUCACCUGAUGGAAAUCCAGGUUAAUGGCGCAUCAGUUGCUGAGAAGGUUGACUGGGCUCGGGAGAAACUGGAGCAACAAGUCCCAGUUAAUACUGUGUUUUACCAGGAUGAAAUGAUUGAUGUCAUAGGUGUCACUAAAGGCAAAGGCUACAAAGGUGUUACUAGCCGUUGGCACACAAAGAAGCUGCCUCGCAAGACCCACAGAGGAUUGCGAAAGGUGGCGUGUAUUGGUGCUUGGCAUCCAGCCCGUGUUGCCUUUUCUGUUGCUCGUGCUGGUCAGAAGGGAUAUCAUCAUCGUACAGAAAUCAACAAGAAGAUCUACAGGAUUGGUCAGGGGUACGUAAACAAAGAUGGGAAGCUGAUCAAAAACAAUGCCAGUACAGAGUAUGAUCAGUCUGACAAGAGCAUCAACCCUCUGGGUGGCUUUGUGCAUUAUGGUGAAGUGACCAAUGACUUUGUUAUGAUAAAGGGCUGUGUGAUUGGUACAAAGAAGCGGGUUCUCACACUGAGAAAGUCUUUGUUACAACAGACAAGCCGCCGUGCCUUGGAGAAGAUAGAUCUGAAAUUCAUCGACACUACCUCCAAGUUUGGUCAUGGGCGGUUCCAGACAAUGGAAGAGAAGAAAGCUUUUAUGGGACCAGUUAAGAAGGACCGGAUCGUCAAAGAUGAGACUGCUUAAGUCCAGCUGUCUGCUAAUAAACAUUGUCCUGCACAGUGUUUGGAUGUUCAAUAAAAAUAUUAAAACAAA